UCACUUGCCAUGUACUCUGAUCACCUUUGUAGCUAUAAUGGCCACUACUCUCAAGAUGAUGACGCUAUUCACCGUCUUUUGCUUUCUCUUCAUCGUCGAGCUCCAAGUCAACAGUGAAGGAUUCCGUCCGGCGGAAGCGCUAAAAAUGAAUUGCCCGCCAGCCUGUGCGUACCGUUGUAGCAAAUCAUCACGACAUAAGAUGUGCAUCAGAGCCUGCAACACAUGUUGUCAGAGGUGCAACUGUGUUCCACCCGGAACUUCAGGCAACGCUGAUGUCUGCCCUUGCUAUGCCAAUAUGACUACACAUGGUGGUAGGCUUAAAUGUCCUUGAGCAGAAUUUUUACGCACCAUCUUUUCUCAAUUAGUCCGCAUAAGCAGUAUGACUAAAUAAAGUUGAGUACUUUUUAAAC
This is a messenger RNA of Papaver somniferum (opium poppy), 410 nucleotides long. RefSeq names its product gibberellin-regulated protein 2-like. The transcript is spliced from 3 exons. The coding region runs from base 38 to 331 and encodes 97 amino acids. The record is from RefSeq and is a predicted model, not a curated record. Lineage: Eukaryota; Viridiplantae; Streptophyta; Magnoliopsida; Ranunculales; Papaveraceae.